Condylura cristata (star-nosed mole) is the source of this 644-nucleotide messenger RNA. It is a transcript of the gene SYNGR2, whose product is annotated as synaptogyrin 2. The annotation marks the transcript as partial. The record is from RefSeq and is a predicted model, not a curated record. NCBI's taxonomy places the organism in Eukaryota, Metazoa, Chordata, Mammalia, Eulipotyphla, Talpidae. The transcript is spliced from 3 exons. Gene Ontology annotation, cellular component: neuromuscular junction; synaptic vesicle membrane.
CGUGCCCGGCGGGCCGGGCCUUCUGGCCACUCACCGCGCGCCCGCGCCCCGCAGGUCUUCGCCCUGAUCGUGUUCUCCUGCAUCUUCGGCGAGGGCUACAGCAACAGCCACGAGUCCGCGCAGAAAUACUGCGUCUUCAACCACAACGAGGACGCCUGCCGCUACGGGGGCGCCGUCGGGGUGCUGGCCUUCCUGGCCUGCGCCUUCUUCCUGGCGGUGGACGCCUACUUCCCGCAGAUCAGCAACGUCACGGACCGCAAGUACCUGGUCGUGGGCGACCUGCUCUUCUCAGCUCUCUGGACCUUCCUGUGGUUCGUUGGCUUCUGCUUCCUGACCAACCAGUGGGCCGCCACCAACCCCAUGGACGUGCUGGUGGGCGCCGACUCCGCCCGGGCCGCCAUCACCUUCAGCUUCUUCUCCAUCUUCUCCUGGGGUGUGCUCGCCUCCCUGGCCUACCAGCGCUACAAGGCCGGCGUGGACGACUUCAUCCAGAACUACGUGGACCCCACCCCGGACCCCAGCACCGCCUACGCCUCCUACCCGGGCGCGUCUGUGGACAACUACCAGCAGCCGCCCUUCACCCAGAACGCGGAGCCCGCCGAGGGCUACCAGCCGCCCCCCGUGUACUGAGCGGCGGGCGCCCC